CGAAAAACAAUCAAUGGACAGACGUGAUGACGACGCCGCUCAUGCCGCUUCUGCUUGCCUGAGACUGAGAAACCAAAUCAGAUUCCGAUUUCAUCUGAUUUGUUUCAAAAUAUAGAUAAGCUCAACGUACUUGUAGAUGCGAUUGAUUUGGGAUUAGUGGAAUUAUACCUACCAUCAUUAAUUAAUAAGAAUCUCCUGAGCCGAGCUAUUUGAAAUUGAAAGUGCGCUCCUUGGAUUUCUCCGUUAAGAAGAGUAUCAAGACAGUCCUCCACUCUCUACUUAGCCGAGCGUCUCGGGGAGAAGGGAUGGCAGCGACCGUUGCCAGUAGUGGAGGGGAUACGACAGACGGGGAUUUAGAUAUGUCGGAUGCAUACGAUAGCAUACGAGAGAUUGAUACGAGCAAGAAAGAGGUAACGUUAGGACACGAGAUCGGAGCCGGAGCACCAUGUAUCAAGUGUGGGGAUGCCUGUACAGGCUUAGACCUUCAUUACUGGAGGAAAAUCUGCAAAGUAUGCAAGUGCGGCCCUGAGGACCACAAGAUUGUCGGCCAAGACAGGGAGCAAGUUCGCAAGAUUGGACGUCUCUUCGACGAAGCACACACGGUUCGUUAUAACUUGAACCGCAUGACUGUCAGUCGUACGCAGUACUUGAAUGCACCGGAUGAAAAAGAAAAGAAGGUGAACAAGGUAGCCCCCAAGAAGGUUGAAAGCAACGUACCAAAUGGAGAUUCACAGAUCACUUUUGAAUGGGUCCCGCAAGGGGCUACGGUGGAAACGGCUACACGCUACAUGGAGAUGCUCCCCAUGGAGAGCCAGCCCAUCGAGGGGACAGAAGGAGCAGACUCCCGCAAGAAGCAGAUCCACGUCCAGCUUCCGGCCCAUGACCAAGCCCCGGAACUCUGCCAGAACCUGACCGAUAAGGAGGCCAAAGACAUGGAAGAUUUCGUCAAGGAGUACAAGGAGAAUGCGGUAGGCAUUGGGAUGGUACAACCGGUCCAGGCUAAGGCCGCAGGAACCUCCUUCCAGUUGGUAGGUGCUCCACCCGUGCCACCAAGGCCAAACAAGAAGGGGAGUCACCCAGGAGCCCCUGAUGACAUUGGUGCAGGAGACCCCACCCAAGCAUCCCCCAAGGCCAACGGCUACAGCACCGCUUCCCCAGCCCAGGGAUCCCCUGUCCGUGCCGUUGGUACAGACGCCUCCGUCGGUACGGACCAAGAGUACUGGCCACCACCCCCUCCUGUUGUGGUCAAUGGAGAUGCACCACAGACUGCUUCUGAAGGAGUAGGAACAGACCAGCCACCCUCCCCAACCACCUCCACCGCUUCCGCUUCAUCCACGUCCAGCUCAAAAUGGCAAUGCGUCAAGUGCGGGGAGAACAUGAGCGGCGGCGACGUGGCCGUCUUCGCCGAGAGGGCGGGAGUGGACAAGUGCUGGCACCCCGGCUGCUUCCGAUGCACCACAUGCAAUGAAUUGUUGGUGGACCUGAUCUAUUUCUUCAAAGGGGAUAACAUCUACUGUGGCAGGCAUUAUGCAGAUACACUCAAGCCCAGGUGUGCUGCUUGCGAUGAGCUCAUCUUUGCAUUGUCUUACACCCAAGCCGAAGAUAGGAAUUGGCACGUAAACCAUUUCUGUUGCUUUGAAUGUGACACGCCCCUUGGUGGGCAGCAGUACGUCGCCAAGGACAGUCACCCCUACUGCAUGGAAUGCCACUCUAAGAAGUUUGCUAAGGUGUGUACAAGCUGUGGUAUGAAGAUAGGAGCUGGCGUUCCCAGACUGAGCCACAACAAGCACCACUGGCAUGCAGACGACGAUUGCUUCCGAUGCUCUAAUUGCAAGAUCACCCUGGUCGGCAAAUCAUUCCUGCCCAAAGAGGGCUACAUCUUCUGUUCCACCAAGUGCAAGAAGCAGCUGCUCAGAUAAUCGGUGCUUGAGAAAUCGCCCUCUAGUGUUAGAGGAGAGUUAGUUGAAUAGAUAAAUGACUGUGUCUGCAUAUUAGUUUAAUGUGUGGAUUAUAUGCAAGAUGUUGGAUGACUGGUUGAAAGCAUUAUUGUAUCAGACCAGAGCUCAAUAUCAUGGACAUGAUAUAAAAGAUGGUGUAGUAUCAGGUGUUACACUACUAGUCUACAAUAUUUUAAUAAUAUUUCGCAUUUAUGAAGUGCUUAACACAUCGUAAUGACUUCUCAAAGGGCUUUACAGAUAUAUUACAACCCCAGUCGUCGGAUCCUGGCUUGCCUGCACUUUCUCCACUCCCUUGGGAAGGCAAUCUGAAUCUUGCUUUCGUCACAGACACCAGAACCAACACUGAACUUGAAAUAACCCAGUGCAUUUGAAAGAAAGGUUGAUAUUCAAGAGAAUGAUAUAAUCGCUCUCAUACUAUCCAAAUUCAUGUCAUAUUUUCUUAAUUAAUGUUCAAGAAAAAGAGAGAUGUUAUUUGGAUAGGGCAUCAUUUGAUGAAUCUUUUUUAAAAAAUGAUCUCCCCCAAUUUUUCGAUUUCACCUUAGCUACGAAACGAUGUUAUGCAUGGUAUACAAAAUUGCAUACAACGAAUGUCCAUAUUUUUCGUACAAUGAAAUUGCAUGCAACGAAAUGUUUGUGUAUCCAUAAAUAUACAUAUAACAGUGUCAACCUCACACCUGAAUACUUUCUGCAUGGAAAGGAAAAAAAAUCUUUAUUAAAUCAUGAAGAGAAACUUUAAAAGAAUAGUUAUUAUAUUGUGUACAAUGAAAGGUAUGUUCAAUGAAACAUACCUUUUACUACAUUUAUAUCAUAUGAUACAAUUCAAAUCUAACUGCUCUUCAUAGUUAAUAUUUGACAGCUUAUAUUUGCUUUCUAUCACCCUCAUCUGUUAGUAUCUCAAUGCAAUGCAUUUCUAAUUUCUGAAUAGUUACAAAUGUAAAAUUACAAUGAGUGUAGUUUCAUUUUAAGCAUUCAUUAUUGAUUCAAUCGAUACACUUCAGAACUGUAAUCACCACCAUAUUCAUUUACCCCAAAUGUAAAAGGAAACAUUCAUAUUGUAGAGUAAGUAAAAUAAAAUAAUGCUUUCGCUUUCAGAUUUUGAUUGGUUCCUAAUAAUGUUAUUGCAGGAAAAUGGGAUUGUCUUGGACCAAAAUAAGAUAGAUUUUUACUUCUGAAUACAAGUCAAAGAAUGGUUUGUGAAAAUGAGUCUUCAAUCUUUAAUUAAAGGUAGAAGAUUGGUAAUGAAAAAAGUAAAUCCAUAGUCUGUAGUCCUCUGUCAAGAAAUGAAUGAGAAUAGAAAUUUAGGAAAUAGGCAUUUUGAUCAUUGUACAUAACUAUUACAUGUACUUUGUAUAUUGAAAAAGGGUAUAUAUUCUUCAAAGCCUGACUGUCCUCCAUUCGUUCACUUUGGUGGAGCAGUUGUAAUGUACAUAAAAUUUAUGUUUUUCUUCUGAGGUCUUAAUUUUUUUUCAAAGGUAGAACUGAACCUUGUUUAAAGGUAGAAAUGAGCCUUGAAAGUUUUGCCACAAAGAUUUAAUUGGUAAAAUUAUGAAACAUGCUGCAUUUGUUCCAGCCUAAUUACAAUCACUAAUAUUCAAAAGAUACUGUCAUUCUGUGUUUUAAACGUACUUGUACAAUUUGUUAAAAGUUUGUUAAUUCUCUUAUUUCAAGCUGGAGCAUUCUUCACAAUUGUAUAAUGUGUAGGCUUACUUUUAUACAUGCAUAGAUCCAUGCUGAAUGUUUUGAGAUGUUUCAUUGUAGCUGAAGCAUUCUUCAUCAUUGUUACAAUGUGUAGGCAUACAUUUGUACAUACAUAGAUCCAUGUGGAAUGAUUUGAGAUAUUUCAUUUGUAUUGAUGUAAAAGAAAUGCGUUUUCAUGAUACAAUUUACACCAAUACUGCAUUAGUAUUAUCAUCGCAGCCCAGCUUAAAGCCCUGUUCAGAAAUGGUGAGACGCACCACCUCACUUGUGCUACAUCAAUGUGCAUUACACACUUCGAUUCCCCCAAAGAUGCGCAGACAAACUCAUGACAUCACAGCAAUUUCAUUAUGAUGGCACAAACAAUGUCAUUAUGAUGGCAUAAGCUAUGUUAUAUGAUAUAAUGAGAUAAUGAUGAUGUCAUAUGGCAUGAGCCAUUGUUGAUGACAUCACAAUGAGUUCAUUAUGAUUUCAUGAACUAGUCCAACAAAGUCUAUUUUCUGAUAUCUGAACAAGAAGUGGUGUUGCACAAGCAGAAGACCUUUUUCUGAUUAAAUCUGUACACACAAUGUAACAGCAUGCCUGAACAAGGCAUUACAGUGAUUACACAAUUCUCUUUUACCUUUAGUUCCUGAUGUGAAUAUACGUCAAUGUAUUUUUAUCCAAGUUUUUGCAUAGAACACAGAAUCGUCAAGUACGAAUGUUUAAUUUGUUGUUUUGAAUGUCGUGACAGUUUUCUUCUUGAAUAUUUUGGCCAAAGAAUAAUCCAAGAACUUCAAUUCCCUGACCCUACUAUUGUUUUCAGAAGUCAUUCCAUUUUGAACAUGUGAUUAUGAAUGCUUUGAUCACAUUUUUAAUACAAAAUUGUGUGCCAGCAUUUUGCUUCAUGAAGCUUUGUGAGAUAUUGUAAAUAAGUGCCUUGUUCGUAUUAAUUUCGAGGAUAAAUUUCCUUUUGUUUUUAGCAGCCCGAUCUUGGAGCAUGUCUUGUAAACUUUUGCAGUUACCCUGACUUGAAUGACGUUCUCUUGUGUAGAUUGUAGUUUGAUAGUUUGUUUUUCAUGUAUAAAACUGCAGCCUUGAUUGCAGUGUAGUUGAAAUAAUGCCUUUUUUUAUCAAUAAUGCAAGAAAACAUUUUUUCAAUGCCCAUCUUUCUCUUUCACCUGUACUUUGCGUUUCUCUAAUAUCUAUUUUAAUUGUAAAGGAGAUAUUAUGUAGUGCACAUCGAAAUUGUGUUUCUGUUUAAAUGAUAGUUUGAAAGAAUGUCUUAUUUCGAUAUAGAUAUAUAUAUUUAUAAAUAUGUAAUUUCUAUUUGAAAAAUUGUAUUUAUUCUGUAUGCCUUUUCUGUAUAAAACUGGAAGCAAUUUUUACGUAGGUAUAAUCAAGGGGGUUAAUGAGAUUGUUAAAUAGAAAAAGAGUAUGAAACGGUGCUGAAGUCACUCUUGAUUCACACCACCCUGUCCUUGAAUUAGUUUUUUUUUUUUGGGGGGGUAGAUUAAUUAGUGUAAGCCUGUUGACCAAAACUAAAGGGAGAACCAGAUCAACAAAUUUCAUUGUGACAUUUCUCCUUCAAAGCUUUCCAUUGACUGAGAUAUAUGUUUUCUUGUCAUGCACUCUGAAAUAGAAUUAAUUAUGCAAUUAAGUUUUCAAUUGUCAGUGCCCCCUUCCCCCAUUUCCUAGAUCUUUACAAGUAAAUAAUUCUUUGCAAUACACAUAGGGAAACAAUCUGAAUUUUAUCAAAUUCUGCGCAGUUACAUUAUCAAGUAAAAAAAAAAUUUCACAUGCUAGUUAAAACUAGGCUAUUAACUAGAGCUUUUUUGCCAUGCCAAUGGACGUAAUUAGAAUGUUUUACUAAAAUAUCAAGCAUUGUUCAUACUCAUGGAAAAUAUCCAACAUUUAAUAUUGAUUUGUUGUAAUUAUUCAUUUUAUAUUGUACACAGGCUUUGAAUGCCAAGCUGAAGUUACAGAAUUAUAAAUUAUGGGGCAUUUUUAUGGUUAUGAAAAAAAAAUGGUGCUGGCUGUAAAGAACUCGCCUUGUCAAUGUAGAAUAUGCUACUUGUAAAAAGAGCGCCAUCUUGUGUCAUAUGUUGGACAAUAUCACUAGGAUCCAAGUAAAAUUUGUUAAUACCCAGUUAUACAGAAUGAAUGUGGACAUUUUUUACGAUAAUCAUCUUGGAUACCUAUUUUCUGAUCAUUAUAAAAAAACACGUUUGGUAGAUUUAGAUGCAUUAUGUAUAAUUGCACAGCUAGCUUCUCAUUGAACUAAAUUUGCAGAGUUCAAUGGUUGUAUUGAGGUAGCAUUUACGCUUAACGGUAUAUUCAUUCAUCUUUCUUUUUUGCAUUGCUUGCUACUUGCUUAAAAGCCAUUUUCCAAUUCAUUAUUUAUUUAUCAUGUAUUUUUAUUGUAUAUUAGCAUUGAUACAAAAGAGAUGUUGCAAUGGUGUGCCAAUGCUUGUUAUGACCAACUGUAUCAUACGUAUGUUGUGAUGAAAAGAAAAAAUAAAUGCCAUGUACCUUUUUGUGGUGGUUUGGUUAAAAUAAAGGCCACAAGAGAAAAAACAAUGAAUAAAAGAUGUUAUAUUAUCUUUCUCACCUAA
Molecule: messenger RNA, 6247 nt
Organism: Lytechinus variegatus (green sea urchin)
Lineage: Eukaryota; Metazoa; Echinodermata; Echinoidea; Temnopleuroida; Toxopneustidae
Product: testin-like
Exons: 8
Coding region: 306-1919 (537 amino acids)
Molecular function (GO): zinc ion binding
Source: RefSeq, a predicted model, not a curated record